Molecule: messenger RNA, 745 nt
Organism: Oncorhynchus gorbuscha (pink salmon)
Lineage: Eukaryota; Metazoa; Chordata; Actinopteri; Salmoniformes; Salmonidae
Product: rap guanine nucleotide exchange factor 5-like
Exons: 7
Biological process (GO): positive regulation of GTPase activity; Ras protein signal transduction
Cellular component (GO): plasma membrane
Molecular function (GO): guanyl-nucleotide exchange factor activity
Source: RefSeq, a predicted model, not a curated record
GGAGGAGUAUUCACCCUACAGAAAGAGCAAAGCUCUUUCCCAUCAACUGAGCCUGAAAGAGAACGUGCUCCCGACCAGAGGAACACAAAGGGAGACCAGGGAAGUGUUGUGUCAUGUGUACAUGAGCAUGGACUCAUAUCUGAGUGUGAGGAGCCUGGCCAGUGUUGUGGCCCAGGGGCUGCUGCAGGAGGUGGCUGAGAGACUGGAUGUCCCCCUGGAGGAGCUGGUCCUGCUGGCUGUGACCUACCGUGGAGAGAAACUGCUGCUGAAGCCUCAGGACAGGCUCUAUUCUGAUUCGCUGACAGCAGUGGGGAGGCUGCACGUGUGCAGAAAGGACCUGAGUGAAGUCAUGAGCCCGUUCACAGACAACGCAGAGCUACAACAGAGGUCAGCUCGCAUGCUGAGUAUGAACACAUGGGACGUGGCUGUCACCCUUACAAACUUUGACUGGAGUGUCUUCAACUCAAUACAUGAGCAAGAGCUGGUGUACUUCACGUUCAGCCGUCAUGCCAGCAGUGGCCACACGGUGGCGCUGGAGCUGCUGCUGCAGCGCUGCAAUGAGGUACAGCUGUGGGUGAUGACAGAAGUCCUGAUGUGUCCUACACUCUGCAACAGAGUCCAGCUCAUCAAGAAGUUCAUCAAAAUUGCUGCCCACUGUAAAGCCCAGAGGAACCUCAACUCUUUCUUUGCCAUCGUUAUGGGUCUGAACACCGCAGCAGUUAGCCGCCUCAGUCAGACCUGGGAG